Messenger RNA from Sclerotinia sclerotiorum 1980 UF-70, 822 nucleotides. RefSeq lists its product with no specific name. Bases 1 to 822 code for a protein of 273 amino acids. The record is from RefSeq and is a predicted model, not a curated record. The transcript is spliced from 3 exons. NCBI's taxonomy places the organism in Eukaryota, Fungi, Ascomycota, Leotiomycetes, Helotiales, Sclerotiniaceae.
AUGGAUUUGAGGAGUGAUAUUCCAGAGGUACAUGAAGAGCAUCCAUCAAAAAAGCAGAAGUUUACAGAAAUUAAGAAUGAUGAUUUUGAGAAUAAAUUAACUGUUCCCAUUGCUCUGGAGCUUGGUCAAGAGUCGAGAGACCUCGAAUGUAAGCUAUCAAGUCUUCAAUGUGGAAGAAAAGAAACGCAAACUAAAAUGGCGCCUCAGUCAAACUCUUGCAAAAAUGUCUCGCCUCGACCAAAUGCGAUAUUGCCCAGCCAGCAAAAUGCCAGUGUAAAUGUUGUCUCUACACCCAUGGAAAUCUCAAAUCACCUACCACUCUCACCAGGAGUCCGACACGAUCUCGCAUGUCAUUUUCGAGUAUUUAGAGAAAUUUUAAGUAGGAUAUUUUCAGUCGAGAUUCAAGACCUGAGGAGGAGGAUGGCGAAGGUGAAGGUAGAAAGUAUACAUACGCUAGAGGAAGAGAUGUUGAGAUUACAGGGGGGAGUGAAGACGUCCAAAGAUCAGUUGAAUGAGCUAGAAAUGGAGUUGAAGCGCACUUUCGAGACUAUGGUCAUGAUUGGAGUAGAUAUAUCGGAAGCGGAAAAUGAUUCCUCAAACACAUGCGGGGAAAGUAUGCCAACGCUUGUGCUUUUAGAGAAGACGGAUAACUCUAGUGCAGAGCUGCUGGAAGAAGAAAUUAAGAGAUUGAAGAGUGAAAAUAUUAGACUUGGAGAGAAGGUGCAGAAGUUGGAGGAAGAAAGCGUGGAUUUCAAAACGUAUGGUUUUCAGAGUGUUCCGAUAAAAUUCUUCACUUCAGACCCGAAAUUAGAUCCCCAGUAA